This is a messenger RNA of Meloidogyne enterolobii, 1488 nucleotides long. The record is from the annotation of a GenBank genome assembly. NCBI's taxonomy places the organism in Eukaryota, Metazoa, Nematoda, Chromadorea, Rhabditida, Meloidogynidae.
UCCCGAAAAAAUCCUGGUUACGGUCCCAGUGAGGUAUCUUGUAACUAGAUCCGACAUAAAAUUUUUAUUUAAACUUUUCAAGGCAGAUUAUAAAAACCGAUUUAAACCUCUACCUAUAAACGAAACUGUGAGAAGACUUUGCAAUUGUGAGCCAACAUCUUUAGACUUGUACAUUUCAAAGAAGGAUAAACUGGAUUUGUUAGAUGAAGGGCUAGAAUCUGGAAAUUGGGACGUUGUUGUUACGAUCAUCCAGUUUAUUAAACGAACUUUGGACAACCCCAUUUUCCGUUCAAUUUUGAUGGAGAGACCCGAGGCUGCUCAAUAUUAUGUUACCUAUUUAAAGGAAUCUGGCGAUCAACAAGAAUUGUUAUACACGCUAUAUGGACUUGGUCGUAUUGUCGAAGCAACCAUGGAAGAAUUUAAAAUUGCCUGUCACCACAAAGACCCAAAAAAGAAAUUGGAUGCACUUAGACAUUGUCUCCACGACGGUUUUCACCAUCCAGAUUUGACAAAUGAACGUAAAUUUUUGGAGGAAUGGAUUUGUUUGUUGGAAACGCAUACUUGUGGUACAAAAUGACGUGCAUAAUUUUUUGAAAAUUUUUUUUGGCUGUUUUUAAGGUUUUUUUUUUCAAUUUUUUAUUUUUUAUUAGGGAUGGGCCGGGUCGUAAGGGCGUAGCCAGGGGUUUGAUUUCAGUGGGGUAAAUUUUGAAUUUGGGAGGUCGUAAGCUGGGGAGGGGCUCUUGGUUCUCCAUUCCCGCUGGAUACGUCCUUGAUCGUGUUACCUAUAGACUCAAACGCUGAACUUUUUCCCCUAAAUCUCCACAUGAAAAAGGAUUUGGAGGAGUAAUAGGGAUAUCCGGGGAUGUGGGGAUUAAGAGGAAUAUUAAGGGAUGGGGACUUGUCUACCUCUACAAUCCUCUAUUAUCUCUGCAAACACUUCUUAACCAGUGUUUGGCAUUAAAUUUGUAGGAUAGUUGGAAAUCAUCGGGUAUUCGGAUCCAAGACACGUACCAAAAUUCCCGGAUAUCCAGCCUUUUUUCGUACCCGGAUAGGUAUCUGACAACCUUGUUGGGUAUUGGCUCUCACUUGGCUCCGGCUCCGAGGUUUUCAAAAUCUUAGCUCCGCUGAAUUUCGGCUCCGCUAGCUCCGGAGCCAUAACCAUCACUGCUCUCAACUCUUUCAAAUCCCACUUAACCUUCUUGAGAACCUUAAUCCGACCAAAUCUCCAUUACUGAUCCCUUGCCUAAUCCGGAUUUUUUUCGAAACCCCGAGACCGAUUCCAACCCAAAUGUUUUUUUUUAUUACCCGGCCCAGGGUUUUUUAUCGCGUAUGUAUCGAACCCCUUGCUUGAUAUUUCUCCCUCUUUCAUAUCAUUUUUCUUCUUGGUUGACAUCUUUCUUUCCCUUCCAUUUUAUUCUUUAAUCCUAAGAAUUUUUAAAUGUUCCCAUAUGAUUCAUAUCUCUCUUUACACCAACAAACAAAGUUGGG